Dimorphilus gyrociliatus is the source of this 863-nucleotide messenger RNA. The record is from the annotation of a GenBank genome assembly. Lineage: Eukaryota; Metazoa; Annelida; Polychaeta; Dinophilidae.
AGUUUAACCCGUCAUUUCCGCUUCCUUAAGUGAAAACGAGAUCGUCGAAAUUUUCUCUCAGAUGCUCUUUAGCCACUUGUGAAUGGUUUAAACAUCAAGAUUAAAAAGCAAGAAUGUCAAAACUGGAGCAAGUCCUUCAGUUAGAGCCGUAUCACGAGCUGCGAUUCAAAGGACCAUUCACUGACGUUGUAACGUCUGAGUUGGUUUUAAAAAAUCCUUUGGAUAAAAAAGUAUGUUUCAAAGUAAAAACUACGGCUCCAAGGCGCUACUGUGUCCGACCAAAUGGUGGAAUCAUUGAUCCCAACUCUACCGUAACCGUUGCAGUAAUGCUACAACCAUUCGAAUACGAUCCAAAUGAAAAAAAUAAGCAUAAAUUUAUGGUUCAAACUAUGAUUGUACCAGAAGGCCAUAUCGAAAACUUGGAAAAUUUGUGGAAAAAUGCCUCUGGCGAAAAAAUAAUGGACUCAAAGCUGAAAUGUGUGUUUGAUAUGCCUGCUCAGGAACAGUUACAAAAUAAUUUGAAUCUAUCCAAAGAAGAGAAUUUAACUACUACAACACCGCAGCUAUUAACACAAGAUGCCCCUGUACCAACUAGAACGAUGGAAACGAGUAGAGACAAGCCCGUCGAUGAUCAGAGGAAAAUGAAGGAUACUUUAGCUCUUUUUCAAAAUGAAAACCAAAAGUUAAAGGACGAAAACGAACGUUUGAAGAAGCUUGUUCAAAAGGAUAGUUUUUCGAAAAAGGCACCUUCUGAUGGGGGACAACUUAGCGAGCAACAAACAGCACUACCAACUGGAAUUCAUGUGGUGGCUGGCAUCAUCCUAAUCUUCGUUGGAAUAACAAUUGCUAAGUUAUUCUUAUGA